Poecilia reticulata (guppy) is the source of this 4725-nucleotide messenger RNA. RefSeq names its product period circadian clock 2 (gene per2). Lineage: Eukaryota; Metazoa; Chordata; Actinopteri; Cyprinodontiformes; Poeciliidae. Gene Ontology annotation, cellular component: nucleus; cytoplasm. Gene Ontology annotation, biological process: negative regulation of transcription by RNA polymerase II; circadian regulation of gene expression; entrainment of circadian clock by photoperiod. The record is from RefSeq and is a predicted model, not a curated record. Gene Ontology annotation, molecular function: transcription cis-regulatory region binding; transcription corepressor binding.
AGGUCACUGCUUGCGUUGGAGAUUCAGGGCAGUGCGUGGACACCGGAGCCGGGGAGAGAAAUUUGUGAAAGCAGCCCAGAAGGAGCGGACGGACCCAGUCCUUCAGAAAAGGUAGCCGUAUCUUCAAGAAUUUUAUUCCACGGAACCACCGGAGAAAAUAGAGUUGAAGCCCUCCGUGAGCUGACCGGGGCUUUAAGGAACUUGGCAUACGGCGAGUGAAAGCAUCCAGAAAGAAAGUUGAAGCAGUAAAACUGGCGCAGAGUGGCCGGAACGAUCAGUUCAUUUACUUUACAUCCAUUCAGCUGUCAUCCUUCUGACAAUGGGAUGACUGCGUUCUACCUAACCUGAAACAACCCCAGGAAAUACCUCCUCCUGAUGUCAGACGAUUCAGACUCCAAGCCCUAUCCCUUGCCGGUUCCGGCAGAUCGGGAUGGAGCCUCGGCUUCGAGCAGUUCCGUCUCCAGCGGAGCCUCGGGGUGCAGUCCCAUGGCACAGAUGCGCUGGGUGGGCAGCUACGCCCAGGGCAGACCUGACCUUGGACUGCCCUCCGAGGGCAGUGACAGCAGCGGUCAGGACCCCGCCCUCUCUCCUCACAACGUGCGCAAGACAACGCGUUCUCGGUUGUCCCCCGAGGAGGACGUGGAGAUGAAGAGCAGUGGGUCCAGUGGUAGCGGGACAGAAUCGCAUGGCAACGAGAGUCAUGGGAAUGACAGCAACGGCCACGAGUCAACGGGCAGCUCCAACAGCCGCAGUAAAGACUCGGCAUUGCUCGAAUCUUUAGGUAGCAAUAAAAGCUCCAACUCCCACAGCCCAUCGCCUCCCAGCAGCUCCAACGCCUACAGUCUGCUGAGCUCGGAGCAGGACAACCCUUCAACCAGCGGCUGCAGUAGUCAGGAGUCCGCGAAAGCCAAGAACCAGAAGGAGGUGAUUAAAACGCUGAAGGAGCUCAAACUCCACGUGCCAGCUGACAAGCAGCACAGCAGCAAGUCGACCACGCUSAGCGCGCUGAAAUACGCCCUGCGCUGUGUGAAGCAAGUGGAAGCGAAUGAGGAGUACUACCAGCUGAUGAUGGUCAAUGACAGUCAUCCCUCUGGCCUGGAUGUUUCUUCUUACACCAUAGAGGAGAUAGACAGCAUCACUUCAGAGUACACCCUCAAAAGCAACGACAUUUUUGCAGUGGCGGUGUCCCUGAGCACAGGAAAAAUCAUCUACAUAUCUGACCAGGCUGCCUCCAUCCUCAACUGUAAACGAGAUGCUUUCAAAGACUCUAAGUUUGUGGAGUUUCUKAUGCCGCAGGACAUCAGUGUGUUCUACAGCUUCACCACGCCGUACCGCCUGCCGUCCUGGAGCAUGUGCACUGGAGCAGAUCCGUCUCCUUCUGACUAUAUGCAGGAGAAGUCCUUUUUCUGUCGUAUCAGUGGCGGUAAGGAGUUCAAGGGUGAUUUGCGGUACUAUCCGUUCCGCAUGACCCCUUAUCUGAUGAAGGUGCAGGAUGUGGCUCAUGAUGAAGACCAGUUCUGCUGCCUCCUGCUGGCUGAGAGGGUUCACUCUGGAUACGAAGCACCCAGAAUUCCACCAGAUAAACGCAUUUUCACCACCACRCACACUCCAAAUUGUGUAUUUCAGGAUGUGGAUGAGAGAGCCGUUCCUCUCCUGGGCUACCUCCCCCAGGACCUCAUCGGUACUCCGAUUCUUUUCCACCUGCAUCCCAACGACCGGCCCGUCAUGCUGGCCAUUCAUAGAAAAAUCAUACAGUACGCAGGGCAACCAUUCGACCACUCGUCCAUCCGCUUCUGUGCUCAAAAUGGAGAAUACAUCGUCCUGGACACCAGCUGGUCCACCUUCGUGAACCCCUGGAGCAGAAAGGUUUCCUUCAUUAUCGGGAGGCAUAAAGUUCGCAUGGGCCCCAUGAAUGAGGACAUUUUCAUGGCUCCGGUCUCAUGCAAGGGUCACAUGAAAAAUAUGGACUCAGAUAUCCAGGAAAUAACAGAGCAGAUUCAUCGGCUUUUGCUGCAGCCGGUUCACAACAGUGGAUCGAGUGGUUACAGCAGUCUUAACAGCAAUGAGUACCUUCAGGGCAUGACCUCCUCCUCUAGUGAGAGCCUGAACAACGGUAAACAAGGAAAAAUCCAACAAAAGGAAGGGGAGCAGAGCAGCAAAAGCAGACCUCGUACUUUUCAGGAAAUUUGCAAGGGAAUUCAUCUUCAGAAGAACCAAGAGCAGCAGACGGCAAAAUCAGAACACAAACGAAGCAAUGCCAUGUCAGGACAGAACAGCCAGGCGGUUGUACGUCUCAAAGACUCGGCUCCCCCGAUCAGCUGGAAGGAAGCCACCGCCGCCGACAGUCGAGUCUCUUUUCACGAGGAGCUCGGCCUCAACGAUCAGACUGCCUACUCCUACCAGCAAAUCAGCUGUCUGGACAGUGUUAUCAGGUACUUGGAGAGCUAUAAUGUCCCUGUCAUCAUGAAGAGAAAAUGUCAGUCAUCCUCCAACACCACCUCCUCUAACUCUGACGAGGACAGACAGAAGAAGUCGCAUGCCGUGCAGGUCUCUGAAGAACCAACCUUAUCGAAGGAUCAGUCCGGCAUUUCUGCUUUGGAUGAUCCUCACAAAAAGACCAGUSACCCCGCCACUGCGGUAGUGGGCACUUCGAUGCCCCUACCGGUGCCAAACAAACCAGAAAGUGUGGUGUCCAUUACCAGCCAAUGUAGCUACAGUAGCACUAUAGUGCAUGUUGGGGACAAGAAACCUCAGCCAGAGUCAGAGAUCACAGAAGACGUACCUGUUGCAGGAGACAUGCCAGAAUCCAGCCAGAGCAUCAACACUCCUCGUCCAGUUUCACCUCCCAGCCAGGAGAUGGAGUCCUACAAGAAACUGGGUCUGACUAAGCAGGUGCUGGCAGCUCAUACGCAGAAGGAGGAGCARGCCUUUCUCUGUCGCAUUCGAGAGCUUCGAGGACUCACUCCCCACAAAGCAAACGGCUCCCCGCCCCUGRACCAACAGAGAGAUGAACGCACCAUCACUGCUGCGCACACUGUUCAACCCAGAAAGCAAGAAGGUCAAAAACCAGAGCCGCGCCGAGGAACACGAAACAAGAAGACCAAAACCAAGAGAGCAAAGCUUCUCACUUCUGCGAGCGCUGCGCCUGCCCCUCACAAGGAGCGACCGCCGCAGCAGCUCCCUCCUCAGAUGAACCAGAGCCAUACGCAGACCYCGGUGUCUCCAUCUGAUGCCUCACAGCCUGCUUUCCCUGCACCAUAUCCUGUCAUGCUGCCAGGCUACCCAAUGCAAAUCUACGCCAGAACAGAUUCUGCGUUGUCACACACAGAAGCUCUGCCACAAGACUUGGGGRAUAACCAGGGUGCCCAACUCCCUUUGUUGUUCCCGGGCACUCAGUCUCCCCCUGUAACCUCUCAUAUGGUCACACCUAUUAUGGCUUUUGUGCUGCCCAACUACUUAUACCCUUUAAUUGGACAUCCAGCACCGCCGGUGCCGGUGUAUCAGGUGGACGCUGGGGGUGUCCCGAUGCAAGYGCCGCCAUUUGAUCAGACUGCUUUCCCAAGCCAUGCUGCCUUCGCAAGCCCACCUUUCGUCAACRGUCAGAACCAGCUCAACCCGACGUUAGCAUCCUACCUGUCGCCGCCUUUCUACUUCCCUUCCUCCCCUGACACCCCGAAGCCCCCGGCGGAAGGCCGCUCCCGCUCCUCCACACCGCAGUCUGGUGAAAGUGAAGGCCAGGCGCCCCCGCCUCUGUUCCAGUCCCGCUGCAGCUCGCCCCUGAACCUGCUGGAGCUGGAGUUCUCCGUGGACAGGCAGGACAAUGCGCCUCACUCUUCAGCAGGACAAGGGAGUAACGCGGCUGAGAGGGAGAAAGGAGCAAGCGCCAGCAAAGCAAAGGAGAGGGAGAUGAAAGAGCCCUCUCUCAGUCUACUUGGUCCACCUGGACCCUUGUAUUUCCAACCCACAUCCUGUGUCUGUGAGCGUUUGUCUUGGGAUAAAGUGUGGUCUAGGCUUGGGGCUGGCAGCAACGAGAGGAGCGACGAAGGUAACAACAGCGAUGUCAUCUCAACAUCCAGCGACAUGCUGGACAUCAUCCUUCAAGAGGACUCCUGUUCAGGCACCGGCUCAGCCACCUCAAGCUCCAUGGGCUCCGGCUCCAAUGGCUUUGGGACUUCAGCGAGCGGGAUGUCCAAGAGCAGGACGUCAGCCAGCGGCGCCUCGGCCAGUGGGACAUCAAGCAGUUUUUCAGGAAGCAACAACAGCAGUAAAUACUUUGGCAGCGUGGACUCAUCUCAGAGCAGCCUGACGCCCAAAGGCCUCCUUAGGAGCAGUGAGGAAAGACCAGCGGAGACAGAGCUCCUCAAGUGUGUCCUGCAGGACCCCGUCUGGCUKCUGAUGGCCAACACGGAUGAGAAAGUCAUGAUGACCUACGAGCUGCCCUCGCGGGACAUUGACAGAGUGCUGGAAGAAGACAAUGAGAAGAUAAGGGUGCUGCAGCAAUGCCAGCCCCACUUGUCAGUGGACCAGAGGAAGGAGCUGUGCGAGGUCCACCCCUGGAUACAGAAGGGAGAGUUACCCAAAGCCAUCAACGUUGAGGGAUGCACCUGGUGUGACAGCACCUCAGAGACUGCAGCGACAGUUGGAGUGGAAGACCAGCCAGAUUUGGGACUGGGUGAUAUGGAGACUGGAGAGGACUGCUGCCCCGAGAGGCUCAGAGGCGAACCU